AUGUCCUCUAUUGUAGGACACAGUGCAACCGCAACGCGCCCAAGCAGCAGGCUCAGCAACAGGUUUGACAGCAAAUUCGAUGCCGGGCCGUCCAGCAGACCGUCAAGCCGGGCCUCCGUUCGGCCAUCAUCAGCAAUCGGCGUUGCUCCGCCGGCCCGCGAUGCAGAGUACGACAAUUCUGAGGCACAGGCUGGUUCCGGCCCAAACAGUCCUGGGUCUGGAAAGCGCAAGCGGAACCUCCCCAUUAUGGCGGAUGAUGGACUUCUGAGAGGGACCAUUAUCCUCAAACCGUACCCUUCGACUCUCAUGGUCAAACCGCGGAUCCUACACCCAUUGAUGCUUCUCCCCCGAGAGACACUCCCUUUGUCGGCUCUCGAUCUCUCUCAGCCCUACGGAGACUUCCCUAUCUGCCGACUUUUCGAAUCCAAAAUCAAGAUUCUCGACCUCGAGGGCCGCUUAGGAUCCAAUGUUCUAUUGGCUCGUUCAGAGACAAACCGCGUGGUGUAUGCUCUUGAGUGGGAGAGCAACGGGCUAUACGUGUUGUGCAAAGUGGGGUCUUGGGUGAACAUUGAGGCGCUCAGUCAAAGUGCCACCGUUGUCUGUAGAGAACGUUUGAAGGGCGGUAAGACUGUCAAGAAUGACAGUCGUGGUGAGAGCCCGCUGAUUACUCCGUCAAUGUACAAUGAGAACAAGAGGAGGAGAUUAGCUAUCGAAGGGAUCCAGUCUUUGGUUCGGAAGCGCUCGGUAUCGGUUGUUGAGAAGGAGCUGCCAAGUCUGCCUGCAAGCGCGGAACCCGCCGAGGAGAGCCAGACUCCUCGACCAGAGGAGUCCCAACCGGCGGCCUUGCCGCUUGAGCACGCCGGAACACACACAAACUCGGGCCCAUCUCCGUCCAGUAAACUCGACACUCCUAUCCCGGCUGCCGGGCCUGCUAACGACUCUCUUACCCAACCGGAUGCCGACGGGAUCUUUCAAAAUGUCAGGGCCCAGUACAUGGAAGCACUGUAUCAUUCAAAGGGCUCGUUGGCGUACUUUGCGAAGGGGCCUCUUUCUCGGGCUAGAGCGGCCUUCCACAUGGAUUGGGAUUCGAACCUUGACAUGAACGACUUGAUAGAGUUCAUGAAAAGCCUCGUUAUGACCACUGUAGUGAUCGACAAGAAAUACCGGGAGACGAUUCCUGGGAUCAUUGCAACCACGAAACCACUCGGCCAGGACUCCGACGGCGCUUCAAAGACGAAGAAAAGAAAGACCAAAAAGCCAAAGUUGGGUAAAGAUGGCUUGUACCCUGGGGAAAUUGAUCAUAUUCGGAGUUGGUGGGCCUCUAACCAGCCCACGUCUGGCGAAGACGAGCAGAAGAGUUUGACGGCGAUCGAACACAAAUAUCACAUCUCCUAUUUGCGGAGGAGGGAAACACAACUCCAAAUAAUCUUGGUGCUCGAGAUAUUAGCGCUUGAACCCCUAGCGCAAGCGAAGGGUAGCGAGUGUCAACUUCCCGGAAUGGAAAUUCAAGCGCCUUCUCGAGAGGCGAGUCAAGAGCCGUCUGCCAAGAAGCGCAACAAACACAACCUCCCUGUGUUGCUUGAUGUCCAUGCCGAUCGCCUCUGCAUCUGGCAGUCUACGACGUUAGAUGAGGUCAAGGCGGUAGCUGAAUCGCAGCCGCUCACGGCUGGCCCAGAAGGAGAGCUUGAAAGGGCCAACUCAAACCCCCUGAGAGACUUCUGCGUCGACGUCAUUGUGCCAUUCUUUUCAGCUCGACUUCCAGGCCCAUGCGACUCGCUCAGUCGCAAGCUAGGUGGCCCUGUUGCUCAGUCACCUCCAAAGUCCAGUGCAGCAAAACCUGCUUCAGCCGUGAAGCCGAAGCCUGGGGCUCCAAUCAGACGACCAACGACGAAGCGGGACAAGGACAGGUCGCUGGAGCGCGCGCUCUCCGUUGAGCGGAGCCGACGCAGCGUCUCGCGGGGGCCGUCCGCAGCUAUUGCGCUACUGCGCUCCGCUAGUCAGACAGUGAUCCCAGGCAUGAAGCGAGAAGCUAGUGACUCCUCAAUCAUGGGCUUGGUUCCAAGGGCGGAUUCGGGCUCCGUCAAAGAACGGCCCUCCAAUCUCUUCUCUCGAAGCGUGAGCUUAAGCAGUAUCGAUCUGAAAGCGCAGAAGAAGGCUCAAGUAGACGCUGAGCUAAAGGACGCCAUAUCGGCGCUCAAAAAGCCGAAUAGGAGUCUGGCCGUCAAAGACAUCGUCGAGGCCGCUGACAAGCGAGCUUCGGCAGGGCAACUCAAGAAAUUGAAAAAGCCAAACCGUGCGGGCGCGGUUCAAGUGAAGGCUACGCCAGCCAACAACAGGUACAAAGACGUCCUAGCGGCAGAGAAGAAGCAUGCGGAGCCCUCGCCGUUCUCCAAUAUGCCCCCCUCCAGCGCCUCUAUGAUUCCGGCCUCAACCCUCCCCCGCAAGUUCUCCAACAGGCUUUCCGCCGCUGCUGCCCCUGCAGAUCGUGUCCACGCAACCCCUGCACGCCCAGCGGCUUCGUCCAUUCCCGCCACGGACCUCCGGCUGAUUCAAGAAACACCCGGCCCCAGCUUGCUCCCGUCAUCUCCUAUCAUGGCCAGGAAAGGAGCACCGGCACCGGCACCACCUCUUUUCGCAGCCGCCCAGCCACGGUCAAAUCGCCUCGCGGCUCCGAUAGGCCGAUUCACAUCGGGAGACAUACCCUCUUCCCCCGGUCUCGGCGCCCUCUUCGAAACGCCGCUGGCGCCGCGGUCAGGCAAGGACAGGUUGCCUAUGGUGGACGAUUCGCCGAUUCGGCCGAGACUCCCACUCGGGGCGAUGGGAGACGGAGGGAACAGGGCUGUGCGGGUCAAGACAAAGGGGACAACAGAGAAAGUUGUGGCUGCUUCUAUUACUCAACCUAUUGGGGGAAGUGAUGGCGCUGAGAGCGCGACGGGCGCGGCAGAGAAUAAGAGUGAUACGACAACGACGACGACGAAGACGUCGGUGAACAUUUACCAGCAGCUUGGCUGGGAGACGACGGACCUAGAUGACAUUGAUGAUUUGCUAUGA
This is a messenger RNA of Dichotomopilus funicola, 3051 nucleotides long. Its product is annotated as DNA replication regulator SLD3-domain-containing protein. Gene Ontology annotation, cellular component: DNA replication preinitiation complex. The record is from RefSeq and is a predicted model, not a curated record. The transcript is spliced from 5 exons. Bases 1 to 3051 code for a protein of 1016 amino acids. Gene Ontology annotation, biological process: DNA replication initiation. Lineage: Eukaryota; Fungi; Ascomycota; Sordariomycetes; Sordariales; Chaetomiaceae.